AUGCGGGCGGGGGCGUACACCAUCCACCAGUCGCUCACCGCCGAGGCGGCCGCGGUGCUCAAGCUCGCGCUCGGGAUCGCGCGCCGCCGCGGCCAUGCGCAGGUCACACCGCUGCACGUCGCGUUCGCGCUGCUGAGCCCGGCGUGCUCGCCGCCGCCGCAGCACCCGGGCGCCCAGUCGGCGCCGUACGGGCUGCUCAAGCGCGCGUGCCUGCGGUCGCACCCGUCGCCGGCGGCGGCGGCGGCGGCCGCGCACCCGCUCCAGUGCCGCGCGCUCGAGCUCUGCUUCAACGUCGCGCUCAACCGCCUGCCCACGUCCGCGCCGCACUCGCCGCCACCGUCGUCGUCCGCGCCGUCGGGUGUGGCGCCAUUCGCGUCCUCGCUCAUCCAGCCUAACCCCACGCUCUCCAACGCGCUCGUCGCCGCGCUCAAGCGCGCGCAGGCGAACCAGCGCCGUGGCUGCGUCGAGCUCCAGCAGCAGCCGCCGCCGCCGCCACCACCGGUGGCCGCCACGGCGCACCAAGGCGGCAACCAGCAGCAGCCGCUGCUUGCUAUCAAGGUUGAGCUGGACCAGCUCAUCAUCUCCAUCCUCGACGACCCCAGCGUCAGCCGGGUGAUGCGGGAGGCCGGCUUCUCCAGCUCCACCGUCAAGAGCAACCUUGAGGAGGAGAGCGCGCUCAUGCUGUCCACCUCGUCGUCCUCUCCGCCGCCUACCAUUCCUCCCCACUUCUUCCUCGACCCCAGCAUUGGCGGCAAUGGUGGCGGCGGCGGCUUCAUGCUGUGGCCGGCGCAGUUCCUGGGCUCGCCUGGCAUGGCCGUGCCAUCGUGCAAGGAGGACGUAAGGGCGGUCUUGGAGGUGAUGGUGCGGAAGCAAGGGAGGCGGACCAAUCCCGUCGUCGUCGGUGACUCGGUGUCAAUGGCCGAAGCCGUCGCCGGCGAGCUCCUGCGCCGUCUCGAGGGCGGCGACGUCCCGGACGAGCUCGCCGGCGCGCACCUCCUCAAGCUCCAGCUAUCCUACGUUCACGUCCGCCUCAUGAGCCGCGCCGACGUGGACGCCAAGGCCGCGGAGCUCCGCCGCAGCGUGGACGCCGUCAAGCGCGGCGGGCUAGUCGUCUACGUCGGCGACCUCCGCUGGGCGCUCGACGAGGACCACCACCACAACCACAACCACCCAGGCUCCGACCACCACAACACCGCCUCCUCCUACAGCCCCGUCGACCACAUGGUCGCCGAGCUCGGCCGCCUCCUCGGCGACCUCCGCGCCAGCGUCGCGCCGCCGCGGGGCCGCGUCUGGCUCGUGGCCACGGCGAGCUACCAGACCUACAUGCGCUGCCGCCGCCGCAGCCCGUCGCUGGAGUCCGCGUGGGCGCUCCAGGCCGUCGUCGUCCCCACGGGCUCCGGCACCGGCCUGGCCCUCAACAGCCUCCACCCCGCAAGCAAUGGAGCUCCCAUGCAGCAAGCCAUGGCGGCGACCAACCAAAAUCAGCAGCAGCAGCAGCUGAUUGCGAGUCCUUUCGCCGUGGCCGGCGAGCCAACGGCGUUCGCAGCGGCGAGGGACGAGCAGGAGGACAAGCUGCUGGCGCUGUGCACCGAGUGCAGCCGGAACUACGAGAGGGAGGCGUCGGCGGUGAAGGCGGAGGCGGCCGACGAGGAUGGCCCGCGCUCCGGCGGCCUGCCCGGCUGGCUGGCGACGGAGGCACCCAAGGAGAACUAUUUGAUCGAGCUGAAGAGGAAAUGGAGUAGGCUGUGCAGAAAGCUUCAUCUCUGCGGCGGCGGCGGCGAUCUGUGCUCUGCUGCGGCGUUUGGAGCUGGAGUUUAUGGCUCGGGACCAAGCCUCCCAUGGUGGUCAGCUUCCUGCUUGAUGCCGGCCGGCGGCGGACAGGCCAAGCCGAGCAUUGCGGGGUUCUUGGGCAUGGAGGCGUUGCGGUGGUCGCCGCCGCCGGCGUCGGCGAUGCCUCACCGGGGCAUGGGCUCUCUGAGGGAGCCGGAGUGCCAGGACGUGACGACGGCGCUUGCGCUCGGCAGCCUCCCGAUCUCGGACUCGGCGUCGUCCUCCGGGGGCGGCGGCGGCGGCGGCCGCGCUGUGGGCAGCGAGAGCGACGGCGCGGCGGUGCGCGAGCUGGCGCGGAGGCUGCGCAAGAAUGUGCCGUGGCAGCGCGCCGCCGUCGCGGAGAUCGUCGACGCGGUGUCCGACGGUGCCCAUGGCGGCGACGGGAGGAAGGGCGUUUGGCUGCUCUUGAAGGGGAACGACCACGCCGCUGUGCGCCGGGCUGCGGCGGUGAUCGCCGAGACGCACUGUGGCGGCGCUGACCGGCUCGUGACCGCCGAUCCGAACAAGUUCGGCUGCGCCGACGAUUUCUUCUCCGACGUCGUCUCGAGAGCAUUCAUGGCCGGCGGCGGUAAGCUCGUGCUCGUCGUUGGCGACGUCGAGCGCGCGCCGCAGCACGUCGUCGACUGCCUCGUGGCGGCGUCGAGGAGCGGCGCUCUGAAGGACAAGCUCGGCCGAGAACUCGAUCUAUCCGACUCGAUCGUCGUCCUGACGACGUCGAAGCUCGCCGAAGCGGCGGCGGUCGGCGGCGUCAUAAGCCUACGGCUGUACACGCCGGAGGAGUCACCGUCCGGCGAUCUCAAGAGGAAGGCCGGCACCAAGUCACCGACAAGUGACGUCGACCGCAAGCGCGCACGAAGCAGCGCCGGCCGCGGCCUCGACCUCAACCUCAACCUCUUCGUCGAAGACGACAACACCGCCGGCAACGAUGACGACGACGACGCAGUCCCGAGCGACAUAACCCACGAAGGAGACGACUCCGGCGAGCACAGCCACCCGCACCACCACCACCAUCACCACUACCGCCUCCUCGAGUCCAUCGCCACGCGCGUGGUCACCCUCCUCGGCAACGGUGGCCCCGAAGACGCCGCGGCGGCCGCCAUCCGCGAGAGGCUCGCCGGGCAGCUCGACGACGGCCGGGAGCUGCGCGUCGACGGCGAGGCGGCGGAGGCGCUGGCGGCGGCGCGGGGGCACUUCGUCGACGAGGUGCUGGAGAGGUGGGCGGCGGAGGUGUUUGAACCGGCGGCGGCAACGGUCAAAAAUGGCGGGAAGGCGGUGGUGCUGGGGGUGGGGCCAGGGGGUAGCGGUGGGGCCCAGGAGUCAGUGGGGUUCAUGGGCUCGGCCCUUCCAAGUAGGGUCCACGUGGACUGA
Messenger RNA from Oryza brachyantha (malo sina), 3198 nucleotides. Its product is annotated as protein SMAX1-LIKE 4-like. Bases 1 to 3198 code for a protein of 1065 amino acids. The transcript has 3 exons. Lineage: Eukaryota; Viridiplantae; Streptophyta; Magnoliopsida; Poales; Poaceae. The record is from RefSeq and is a predicted model, not a curated record.